This is a messenger RNA of Conger conger (European conger), 6479 nucleotides long. RefSeq names its product neurotrypsin. Gene Ontology annotation, biological process: proteolysis. Lineage: Eukaryota; Metazoa; Chordata; Actinopteri; Anguilliformes; Congridae. Gene Ontology annotation, cellular component: membrane. Gene Ontology annotation, molecular function: serine-type endopeptidase activity. The record is from RefSeq and is a predicted model, not a curated record. The transcript is spliced from 15 exons. Bases 410 to 2917 code for a protein of 835 amino acids.
GUUGCUAUUUUAGGACAAGCCUUUCAAGCUGACGUGCUCUUAAUUUGGCGAGGUAUUAACUGUUCCGCUGUACGCGGUGGCGUGAAAUGUGCGUUUUAUGUUGUAAUUCUUUAGGAUGUUGACUUUUGGCUUGAAAGUGGACACUUCCUCGGCUCGCGAGCUCGGAGGGGGGAGAGGAGCUGGACACCCAGUGUAAUGGCACACAGACUUUCGACACUGACACUUUUAAUGGACGGGUGUUAACCACAACGGACUAAGCUAUUGUUCACAUCAGCACUGAACUUCAACGAACAGGUCGCGUUGCCUGCUGGUCACGGGCCAGUGUCGCCGCGACACUCUGGCUGACGUUCCUGGACGCGUGCAAAGCGAUGGGCGAAGGCUGCUGGCAGAACGGGACACUUUCACCAGGAUGGAUGUGACAGCAUUGAAGGGAAUCUUGCCUCUGACCAUCGUAUGCAGCUGUUUGCUACUGAUUUCUGCGGAGGGGACAUCCAAAGACAACUACGUAAACACAGUGCAGAGUGCAGCUCCUCGUUCCUGCCUGGAGGGCUUCACUGCUCUGGGCUACUACAACGGCUCCGUGUCCCAGACGGAUUCGGGCUCGCGCUGCCUGAAGUGGAGCGAGUUUCCCGACUAUGUCCUGCAGUACCCGGGCCGGGGCCUGGGCGACCACAGCUACUGCCGCAACCCGGACCGAGAGGCCAAGCCCUGGUGCUUCAUCCGCCAGGGCUCCGGGGCCAUCGGCUGGGCCUACUGCGACUGCCACCAGGGUGCGGCCCGGCUGGUCGGUGGCUCGCCCCCGAAAAGCGGGCGUCUGGAGGUGUACCUGAACGGCCAGUGGGGGGCGGUGUGCGGCACGCACCUCACAGACCGAGACGCCAGCGUCAUCUGCAGGCAGCUGGGACUUGGUGAAAUCGGCACCGCCCUCCAGCACUCGUAUUUCGGGCCUGGCUCUGGACUCUUCCACUACGACCGCCUGGGCUGCCGCGGCAACGAGAACUCGCUCCUGGAGUGCCGGAGCAGGAAGUUUGUCACCGGAGACUGUAACCACGGCAACGAGGCGGGGGUGGUGUGCGCCCCCCCUGAAGGCAAUGGCACCCCCUUGAGGCUGGUGGGUGGACUGGAGGACUUUGAGGGCCGGGUGGAGGUGUACCACAAGGGCAAGUGGGGCUCCAUCUGCGAUGACCAAUGGGAUGACAUCGACGCAGAGGUGGUCUGUCGACAGCUGGGUCUGGGGGGCAUCCCGAAGGCCUGGUCGUGGGCGCACUUUGGCCCAGGCUCGGGGCCCAUCCUGCUGGAUGGGGUGCAGUGUACGGGGAACGAGCUCUCGCUGGAGGAGUGCUCCCACCGCGGCUGGGAUCGCCACAACUGUGACCACCUGGAGGACGCCGGGGUGUCCUGCAACCCCUACACUGAUGGGGAGAUCAGGCUGGUUGGAGCAGACAGCCCAUGGGAGGGCAGGGUGGAGGUGUACCACUCUGGGGACUGGGGCACUGUGUGUGACGAUAACUGGACCCAGCUCCACGCCCAGGUGGUGUGCAGGCAGCUGGGCUUCAGGGGGCGAGCGGAGGUGGUGCCGGACGGGCAGUAUGGCGAGGGGGCGGGGCUGAUCCUGCUGGAUGAGGUGCAGUGCCUGGGGGCGGAGCGGUCCCUGCUGGACUGCGCGCACGGCGAGUGGGGCCGGCACGACUGCUCGCACGGAGAGGACGUGGGCGUGCGCUGCCACAGGGGGGACGAGACCAACGACGUCCCCGACACGCCGCCCGUCUCAGGGCCCCUGGUGAGGCUGGUAGCGGGGGAGAGCCGGAAGGAGGGGCGUGUGGAGGUCUUUGUGAACGGCCAAUGGGGGAGCGUCUGUGACGACGGCUGGAAUGACCUCAACGCAGCGGUGGUGUGCAGGCAGCUGGGAUUCGUCGGUGUGUCCAAGGCCCGGUCCAUGGCGUAUUUCGGGGAGGGGCAGGGCCCCAUCCACCUGGAUAACGUGCGGUGCUCUGGGAAGGAGGGCUCCUUGGGGGAGUGUGUGUCUGAGGGCCCGGGGCCCCAUAACUGCAGGCACAGCGAGGACGCGGGGGUCAUCUGCGACUACGUCCCCCAGCCCGCGGGAGACAGCGCCACGCCCGCCCCCUCCUGCGGCCAGAGGCCCAACGCCCAGCGCCGGCGGAGGAGGAUCAUCGGAGGAGACAAGUCCUUCAGGGGGGACUGGCCGUGGCAGGUCUCUCUCUGGCUGAGGUCUCAGUCCAAGGGCAACCAUCCGCUGUGUGGCGCUACCCUCAUCAACUCCUGCUGGGUCCUGACUGCUGCACACUGCUUCAAGAGGUUUGGCACCGACCCGUCCCGCUACACGCUGCGUUUGGGGGACUACCACACGGAGGAGCGGGACGACUUUGAGCGCAGCCUGUCCCCGGAGCGCAUCGUGGUGCACGGGAGGUACCACAGCCAGGGCUGGGAGCACGACAUCGCCCUGCUCAGGCUGCGGGGCGCCCGGGGCAACUGCGUGGCCUUCAACCCCCACACCAACGCCGCCUGCCUGCCCGCCCAGGGGAGCAAGUGGGGCAAGAGGCCCGCCGCCUGCAUCAUCACAGGGUGGGGGGUCACAGACUCGGAGUACUCCCGCACCCUGCUGCAGGCCUGGGUGCCUCUGCUCCCCUCCCGGCGGUGUAAGCAGCGCUACGGCGGGCGUUUCACCAGCCGCAUGCUGUGCGCCGGCAGCCUGUCGGACCGUCGCCGCGUGGACAGUUGCCAGGGCGACAGCGGGGGCCCGCUGGUGUGCCAGGACGAGGGCGGGCGCUGGGUGCUGACGGGGGUCAUCUCCUGGGGUCACGGAUGCGGCGACCCCUCCUUCCCGGGCGUCUACACGCGUGUCAGCAGGUUCCUGCGCUGGAUCAAGCAGGUCACGCAAAGCGAGCCCAAGAUCUGACACGCCAUUGGCUCCCGACAGUGCCGUGUGACCUUUUCGGGAGUGAGGGAGGGAGGGGUGACCGUGGGAUGUACCUGCCACACGGCCCUGGCCAGCCGUCAUGUCCUGCACCAAAACUGCUCGCCUAAUCCCCCUCUAUUCUGCCACAUUCGAUCAGACACCGCACAGUGUGUCCCAAAGGAGUCCCAAAAGCGCAGUCACAAAGCCCCAAAUUUGGAUAUUUAAGAAGGCUGCACAUAAUGCGAUAACUAUGCAUACAUUAUGACUCCAUUUUGUGUCCCUGGUGUCCACACGCCAUUUUUUGCAGAUUAGUUUUGGUGCAGGUACCCAGCUAACUAGUUUUUGGUUCUCUGAACAUUCCCAAAACAUUCAGAAAGUACAUUUUCCCAACACUUAAUUGUGUCCACCUUCCAGAAUGCUCCUUUUAAUGUUCCUGGUCAUUCAUCUUAAUUCAUCGGAAAUGUUUACAACGUUGAACAAAUCUGCCGUUUCAGUUCUCAUUCAGAACGUUCAUAAAAUGUUCUCCAUGAUGUUUUUCCCUAACAAAGUGAAAACCAUCUGGGUGAGGUUGCCAGUAAAUGCCUGUAAAGUUUUCCUGUGACUUUGACAGAAAUAGUUUGGAACGAGAAGGUGUCCCGAGUCAGUUUGGGGAACAUUCUCAUUGUAACAUUAUCCAAAACACCGAAUGCAGAUGUACUUGAAAAUGUUCCCCAUACAUUGUGGAAACAUUUCGCAUUAGCUGGGUGCUGGUCAGGGCCUGGUACAGGUGUGAGGAACUGAAGGGCUUAGGAAUGAGGCUCCUUGUAUGGACGGGAGGAGGGAAGAAGACGUUCUGUGUGCUGUGUGUCUUAAAACAACGAAGCUGCACUUCAUAAGCAUUCCAAAGUAUGCAUGUAUUACCAAACCAUUUCCAGCUCUCCGCGCCAUGCCAAACUGCACUCCGCUCUCCGAGCCGGCUCGAGUUACCGUUUCUUCUCCGCGACUUGACGGGCAGACGACGGUUUUGAGGAAGGAACAAAAAAAGGAAAAUGCCGUUGGCGCCGUCUGGGAGAGACGCGCGAAAGCCCGAAAGCCGGCGGCCGCGCGUUUGAGCCCUCCUGACGUGCCGCCUCUCAGAAUGCCAACCGGAGGCUGGAGCUGUAUCCUUCCAUCGCACGAGAGGGCCUAUCUCCGGCGGCCAUCUUGGAUAGCGGAACUCUCCGGCGCGGGGGACGAGCGGCACUCAUCUGCUGGGAGCGGUCGAAAGGGCCGUUAGAGGAGGGUGUCAGCCGUCGCCCGUGUCAUGAAUGAGAACGCAGACAGAGGAUGAAUUGAGUUGUCUCUGCUUGCGUUGGCUUGAUGCCCAACCCGGGAAGAAUGGCACUGUCUGAAGCACUGUUAGCCUUCUGUAACACAACCCCGGGGUUGUAAUGAGAGCGGUGCUCAGCUCGACAGCUCAGCGCCCCACAAUAGCCGGGCUUGGCGCGAGCGCGUCUUGCACGAAAGUAAGCUGGUUUCUCCCUGUCAGCUGUACACUGGCGCUACGCCUCUGUGGUCUGGAUACGCUGGCAGUAAUUCCAGCCCCAGCGCCUUGUCUCGGCAAAGCGGACAGAUGGAGCGGGUUAAAGCCAAGUUGACGGCGGUGUCGCGGGGGGGCUGCCUGUGUACCCCAGAGACAUGGCAUCGAUGUUGUGGCCUUUCAUUGUCAACUGGAAACACCUGGGGCAGCCCACGCUUCUUAGUCACUGUCUCAAAAGCCUCUUCACUUCCUGGGGUGCUGUCCGGAAGCGCUUGGAUUUCAUUUCUUUUUUCUUAGCAGUGUCACAAGCCAUGAGAGUACAUCUGCUAUGGAGCAAGCAAGGACAAAAGUCAAGAGUUUUGUCUUGGGGGUUUAUGUUUACUAAAAAUGUAACCUUUUUUUUUUUUUACUUGUCUGUUUUAUUUAUUUUUUAUGGAGACGGAUUUGGCUUUGUCUGUUUUCAGCCUUCUGAGAAGGCCUCUCCAUGCCAAUCAGAUUCUAGCUGGCCUUGACUGUGUUAGUAACUGGUCAUUCGAACUUUGUUGAAGUCUUAGAAGUCUUUCACAGACAGAAUGAAUAUAUCCAACAUAUAGUAUGUCCUGUCUCAUAUGCGUUACAUGUAAAUUGCAGUUCUCCUUGUUCGUUAAGCCUGUGUAUCUGAUUGUACAGGAAAUGGGUGAGCAUUGGAAUAUCUUAUUUCCAAGCUCACCACAAUUAUGUUGUUUUUUUUUUUUUAUCAAGGUGAAAGGAAUUUGAGGGGAGAGGUUUGUUUUUGCAGGUGAUGUAUUGUGGGAUUAAGUACUUGAAUAAGGACUACAUGUUGUGUUCUUGUAAUGUGCAGUAUUAACCUUGGGCAAAGGAUGUGCAGCAGUGGAAAUGUAUUAGGGGCGGUCAGUCCGCAGAUGUGAGGAAAACUUCGCUGCUGGGCUGAGAAGAGGAAUGCCAAACUCCCUUAUCCUCCCUUAUCCUCCCCGAGACAUAUGCACGAUUUCUCCACUGACGGACGCAGGUGCAGAGACAUUAUUCGGAGAUCGAAAGCAGGUGUCGAGACAUUAUUCUGAGAUGGGGAGAUAUGUUUCCCUCAGGCAGAGGACUGAUAACACUUAGCCCAGAUGCCAGUCACUCAGAUAGCCUCUGCCGGUGAGAGAGGAGUGUGCAUUAAUCCCGGUGCCUUUCACGCCUGCUCUCACUCAGCCAUGAACAUUCCUCAUACGCGAGUGAGCCCAGUGGGUUUUUGGUCAGUGUUCAGUGUGAAUGUCUACACGGGGGCUAAACAGCAUACACGCACAAGGAAUGUAAAAAUGGAGCUUGAGAAUUUUUACCGAUUUUUUUCACCUGUCUGUGAUGAUGUCACCUGGACCACGGGGAGAAUUGGGCCCCGGCGGCCCCCGGGGAUGAGGGCUGAGCGGACAUGAUCCGAUCUGGAGUGAGGUGAAUAUUUCCAGCUCGUAACGUGAGCGGUGGCAGCCUCCCCAGGGUGCUCACAGACUCUAAUCCUCAUACUGUAGGGCUGGUGUCACCUGACCACAGAGGCCAUGCCUCUGGCCCCAGUCACCCUGGAGACAGGUGUCUGUGUUGGUGAAAAACCAAGGAAGAAUUUCCUGACAUCUUGGGACCAGGUCUACAAACAUGAUGAACAUGUCAUCUGAUCCAAAACUGUGUGACUCCUACUAAUUGAAGUAGUGCCAGUCGCUUCAACAUAUGUUGAAUGUUUAUGUGGCUAGCACUACUUCAGUUAGCGUGAAACUUUCAAAGAUUUCAGUAAGGAUAGGUUAGCCCUGAGCCCACCCUCACUCAGUCAUCCUCACUCAUUCUGAAAAUGCCACUUCCACCCCUACACUCGGGGACCCAUUUCCUGUCAGGUCAAAGGUCGUCAACUUUGGUGUGGCCCAUCUUCGAGGCCCUGUUAGCCAACAGCUCUAUGUUGCCCUAGUCCGCUGCCUGCUUUGCCUCCAACUGUCUGAAAAAGCCAUAGUGUUCAGUUACUCUGUCUCCUGCUCUGAUGUAAGCAAGCUUGAAUAUUUCCAGGUGAGAAAGGUGAUGAAUAAAGGUGGCCUAUGUGGA